Dioscorea cayenensis subsp. rotundata (Guinea yam) is the source of this 2104-nucleotide messenger RNA. RefSeq names its product translation initiation factor IF3-1, mitochondrial. Gene Ontology annotation, molecular function: translation initiation factor activity; ribosome binding. The record is from RefSeq and is a predicted model, not a curated record. The transcript is spliced from 8 exons. Bases 3 to 1829 code for a protein of 608 amino acids. Lineage: Eukaryota; Viridiplantae; Streptophyta; Magnoliopsida; Dioscoreales; Dioscoreaceae. Gene Ontology annotation, biological process: translational initiation; ribosome disassembly.
CCAUGGCUGCUGCUUCUCUACGCUCGAUAGAGUGGGAAAAAAGCAUGGCGAUUUGGCGUCGGAUCCGGCCGGUUGUCAUCGAUCCUCUCUACCACUACCAAACGAGAUGCCUCUCCUAUCUCGCCGGAGCUCCACUGCUGAACCGCGCUUGUGGACGGCGGCGAUCGAGUGUCGUGGAGAAACCCCUCUGCUUAUCACCCGCCCUGGAAUCCAGCUUCAUUUCCGUUCGAUCCUUCGCUGCUCCCGUUCAGGCUAAGCCGAAACCUAAAUUUAGUAUGAAUUCCUCGGCUGGGCCUCGCUUGAAUGACACUAUCACUGCCCCUUUUGUCCGGGUUGUCAGUGACGAAGGGCAUUGUAUUGUCUCAAGGCUGGAGGCACUUGAUCGUGCAAAAAAGCUCAAUCUUGACUUAGUUGAGGUUCAAAGACAUGCAAAUCCACCUGUUUGCAAGAUCAUGGAUUUCUAUAAGGAAAAGUUCAGACAAGAAGUAAAAGUAAAGGAACGUGUCAAAAGCAAGGUUGCUUUGCGCAAUGGUGAGAACAAAGAAAUACGCUUUACACCAAAAACUGACUUAAAAGACCUUAAAAUGAAAGCAGACACAAUCACGAGACUAAUGGAGCGUGGUUACAGGGUGAAGUGUACAGCUAUGCCUGCUGGAAGAGAAAAUGAAGGUUUGCCAGACAUUCUAUCAAAAGUUUUAGCGCUGAUUGAAGAUGUCUCUAUUGUGGAGAGUGGUCCACAUGCUGAGGCAAGCAAAGCUUAUGUGAUUGUCAGGCAUGUUAAGUUUGCAGCAAAGAAAUCUGGAAAGAAAGUCAGCGAGGUUUUAGAAGCUGCAAGUAAAGGAGUUCCUAGUACCAAACAAUCGGGCCAGGAUGAUACUUCAUCCCAAGAUGAAGAAGAAUGGGAAACAGUUGAUGACAGUUCAGCAAUUGAGGUUGAGGACUUCAAUGAUCAGAUUGAAGCCAAAGCCCAGUCUUUCUCUAGUGUACCUCACACCUCCGAAAGCUCACCAAGCAGAAACUUCAGUAAGGAACUUGGCUUAUCUGGAUUUAAAGAAAAGGAUUUCAACAGAAUGACUGAUCCCAAUUCCAUUAGAAACAGUAAACUUGCUGGUUUUAAUCAAAACACCAACACUCCCCGUCCUGCAGAUAGAUCUACAGAACCUUCUGUCGUGGAAACCAAUAGGUAUGCUAGACAGACUGAUCCCAAUGGGAGGUUCAAUCAGGUAAAACCAACACCUAGAAGAGCCAGUACAGAAAACCCCGUCUUUAAUCAGGGAAGACAGCAACCUCCCAGAAACACGAGCGAAGGACAAGUUCAAUUUGAUCCAAGGCAAAGACAGCCUAGCCCGAGGAAUCCCCAAGUUCAAUCUGAUCCAAGGCAAAGACAGUCUAACCCAACCGAUCCUGUUAUUCCAUCUCCGCGUUAUGGAGUAUUCAUGUCUUCAAAAACUGCUAGUUCAAGUGAUGCAACAGUAAGUGAGCCCAACAAUUCAUCAAAACCAAGUUAUGGUAUAUUCAGCGGUCAGAAGGUUUCUGCUAAUCAGGGCAUUCAAAAUCAGGGAAAGCUUGGUGAAACUAACUCAUCACCGCGGAGCUAUGGAAUUUUUAGUGCAGGCACAAACAUUGCCUCUGCUGAGAAGAAGAACCCGGCAGAUGCUACUGCAGAUAAACCCGGAAAUUUCAAUGCUGGUAGAACUAGCUUCGGAAUAUUUAGCGAGCCAAAUCGUGCCGCAUCUAGUGAUCAAAGGAAUACCAAAGAUGCAAAUAAUCCUAAUCCAUCACCUCCGAGGUUUGGAAUUUUCAGCAGUUCUAGUGAUCAAAGGAAUUAACGACGAUUAAUCUCUGUUUUUACUGAAUCAAUCCAUCAUUCAAACUAUUUCGGCUGUCGAUCAAGGUUAGAUCUUUGAGACUAUCAAGAUACCAUAACUUGUUAUGAGUUUGAAUUUAAUCAAUAGGGAAAGCCUCUGCAACCAGCCACAGAACCUUGUUUGGUUCACAAAGGUACCAUUUUUGAAAUCCAAAUAAACUGUCAAUUUCUAACAAUUUCUAUGGAGAUCUUGUAGGCAAUUUUUGGGCCUAAUAUAACAAGCAUGUUUUCUUUUUC